AUCUCUGAAUUUUUGAGGGUAGAGAGCCUCUUAAGGACUGGCAAAUGCUCCAGCUGCCUUUAGCACGGACCUUGACCAGUUAGUGAGCGGGAUUACUUGUCAUGGGUUUUAUUCCAGCAAAGGACUGGUCUUCACAAUGCCAAAGGUUCCCUUCCUGUCUAAUAUUUCCCAGAUAUGGCUGCAUUUCAGCUGAUGAGACAGUGAAAUCCAAGCAGAAAGAAGAUGAUGGGCAUCAUUAAUAGUUUUCCUGGGUUGGUGAUUCUGAGUUUGGCAUUCUUUCUAAACCUUGCCAGGGACCAAACAUCACUUCUGGAUGUUAAAGGUUGCAGUAUUGUAACCUUCACACAUUUCCCUACUCCUUUUCUCACGCUCUAGGUUGCCAGAUGGAUGCCAGAGACAAGCAGCUUUUACGCUCCCUGCGCCUGGAGCUCUGCACAGAGGUGCUGGUGGAUGGACUUGUUAUUCAGUAUCUCUACCAAGAAGGGAUUCUCACGGACAGCCAUGUUCAAGAAAUAAAAUCCCAAACCACCAGUCAGAGGAAAACCAUGAUGCUCCUUGAUAUUCUACCCACCAGAGGACCCAAGGCUUUUGAUGUGUUCUUGGAUUCCUUGCAGGAGUUCCCAUGGGUUAAAGAGAAGCUGAUGAUGAAGCGUAAGGAAAUGACAGUACAAGAUCCUGCAGGUGUAACAGAAAUUGCACCAUGUAUUUUGAAGACGUCACCAACAGAUCAGCAGCUGAACAAGCUUGCGAGGAGACUGGGACCCGAAUGGGAGCACAUAGUUCUGUGCUUGGGUUUGUCCCAUACUGACAUCUAUCGAUGUAAAGUCAAUCACCCUCACAACCUGCAGUCACAGAUCGUAGCUGCCUUUGUCCUGUGGAGACAGCGUUUGGGGAAAAAAGCCACAAUCCAAAGUCUGCAAGCCAGCCUGAUGGCAGAAGAAGUGGAUCCUUCUGUGAUACAGUACAUGCUUGAGUGAAGCUUUGCUAUUGAGCUUUCAAGUACUUUGUUAAAUGAAUUAAAGAGGAUUUACUGAAAUGCAUGUUGAAGAUCUGACACCUCAAACUGGAAAAAAAAAUGGGGUUGGGAAGUGUGGUUUUAUUAGGCUUAAACAUUCCAGUUGUCUGUGGCAUCUUGUGACUUGUAAUUCUUUUCAUGCCAGAUUAAUUUUUAGCAGGCAUUAAAAAAUGGAUCACUUUU
Calidris pugnax (ruff) is the source of this 1198-nucleotide messenger RNA. RefSeq names its product CASP2 and RIPK1 domain containing adaptor with death domain (gene CRADD). The record is from RefSeq and is a predicted model, not a curated record. NCBI's taxonomy places the organism in Eukaryota, Metazoa, Chordata, Aves, Charadriiformes, Scolopacidae. Bases 384 to 977 code for a protein of 197 amino acids. The transcript is spliced from 2 exons. Gene Ontology annotation, molecular function: protease binding; death domain binding. Gene Ontology annotation, biological process: regulation of apoptotic process; signal transduction.